Messenger RNA from Cuculus canorus (common cuckoo), 2305 nucleotides. It is a transcript of the gene EEPD1, whose product is annotated as endonuclease/exonuclease/phosphatase family domain containing 1. The record is from RefSeq and is a predicted model, not a curated record. Gene Ontology annotation, cellular component: plasma membrane. Gene Ontology annotation, molecular function: catalytic activity; DNA binding. Bases 261 to 2009 code for a protein of 582 amino acids. Gene Ontology annotation, biological process: DNA repair. Lineage: Eukaryota; Metazoa; Chordata; Aves; Cuculiformes; Cuculidae. The transcript has 8 exons.
GAGGGCGAGCGGCUGCAGCCGCCGGGAGCGGCGGAGCGGCGCGCAGGGUGGGCAGCGCCGGGGGAGCGGCGGUGCCCGGGGCAGCAGGGUGGGGAGAAAGAGGCACAGGAGGAGUGGUAGGAGGGAUAAGGGCAGGGUCUCCGGGGUCCGCCUGACCGUGCGUGCGGUGCCGGGUGUGUCCGCAGCAUCCCCGGAGGCGCGGAGCAUCCCCGAGCCCCGCGGUGGUCCAUGAGCGGCCGCCGCGGCUCCCCGGCGGUGAGAUGGGAGGCAGCCUGGGCUGCCACCGCUCCAUCCCCCGCGACCCGGCGGAUCUGUGCCACAGCCGCAAGUUCAGCGCGGCGUGCAACUUCAGCAACAUCCUCGUCAACCAGGAGAGGCUCAACAUCAACACGGCCACGGAGGAGGAGUUGAUGACCCUGCCCGGGGUCUCGCGGGUGGUCGCCCAGAACAUCGUGGAGUAUCGGGAGUACAUCGGGGGCUUCAAGAAAGUGGAGGACCUGGCGUUGGUGAGCGGGGUGGGGGCGGCCAAGCUGGAGCAGGUGAAGUUCGAGAUCUGUGUGAGCAGCAAGGGCAGCUCGGCGCAGCACUCGCCCAGCUCCCUGCGCAAGGACCUGGCCUCCGAGCAUCACCUCUCCGCCACCAAGAUCAACAUCAACACUGCCACCCCGGCCCAGCUCAUGAGCAUCCGUGGCAUCACCGAGAAGAUUGCCAACAGCAUCGUGGACUACCGUAAAGAGCACGGGCCCUUCAAAAGUAUCGAGGACUUGGUGAGGAUGGACUGCAUCAAUUCCUCCUUCCUGGACAAAAUCAGGCAUCAGAUUUUUGCGGAGAGGUCCCGGCCUCCUUCGACGAACACCAAUGGUGGCCUCAACUUCACGGCCAAGCCUCACCCCAGCCCCACUUCUCUGAGCCUCCAGAGCGAGGACUUGGACUUUCCUCCUGGGGGUCCAACCCAGAUCAUAUCGACUCGCCCCUCUGUGGAGAUGUUUGGAGGGGUGAGAGACGGUAGACCUGUGCUGAGGAUGGCCACCUGGAACCUGCAAAGCUGCUCCGUUGAGAAAGCCAACAACCCAGGCGUGCGGGAAGUUGUGUGCAUGACGCUGCUGGAGAACAGCAUCAAGCUUUUGGCUGUGCAGGAGCUGGUUGAUAGAGAAGCACUGGACAAGUUUUGUAUGGAGCUGAACCAGCCAACACUGCCAAACAUCCGCAAGUGGAAGGGCCCUAGAGGAUGUUGGAAGGGUGUUGUUUCCGAAAAACCCUCAGGCCAGCUACACAAGGGAGUUGAAUAUUCUGGCUUCCUCUGGGAUACAACAGCUGGCAUUGAACUGAAAGAUGCUUCAUCUCAGGAGAGUGCACAGACUAAUGGCAAUGGGAGACAUUCCUACCCUCACCCAUAUCUUGCACAUUUCAAGGUUGGGAUGAAUGAUUUAACACUGGUUAACCUUCAUCUGGCCCUGUCACCCUCAGUAGGAGAGAAUACCGGGAAAAACCACGACAGCCACAAGCUGGCAGCCUUUGCACAGACUUUGCAGGAGACUCUGAAAGGUUUCACAAACAUCCUCAUCAGCUUCGCAUUGUCGUUACUGGUAUUUGAAUUGAUCCGUAGCAUGGCAGGAGAAAAAGACGUGAUCAUCCUCGGAGAUUUUAACCAGGCCCCAGACAGCAGUGACCAUGACAUCCUGAGGAAGGAGAAGUUCCAUCACCUGGUCCCUUCCAGCACCUUCACAAAUAUCAGCACAAAGAACCCACAAGGGUCCAAGUCGCUGGAUAACAUCUGGAUCAGUCGGAGCUUGAAAAAGGUUUUCACAGGCCACUGGGCUGUUGUGCGAGAAGGUCUUACAAAUCCAUGGAUCCCUGAUAACUGGUCCUGGGGUGGGGUGGCUUCUGACCACUGUCCUGUGCUUGCCGAAUUUUACUUGGAAAAGGACUGGAACAAGAAGGAGGUGACACGGAAUGGCAAUGGGGUGAUGGUCGAACGCAGCGACUCCCACACUAAGCAUGAACGAUGAUGUGAACUUAAGGGUGCCUCUUCUGCUCCCCAGAGAGCAGUCAAAGGCUCUAUUUUCUCACUGCUUGGUGGAGCAGGUCUGUCUCCCCCUCUCCCUCCUUCUGCUCUCCUCCCCACAAGUAGAAAGCAUCAGCACUUGAUUUUGGUGGCUCUGGCUUUGUGGCCCUCCUGGACAAUUGUGGAGUGUCUCACGGCAGUGGAGCAAUCUGCAACUUUUUCUGGGGACACAGUGGACAUUUCCGUACCUGGAGAUUUGGAUGAGAAUUGUACAAAAAAUAAAGUGUACUUUUAAUACUG